Pocillopora damicornis (cauliflower coral) is the source of this 771-nucleotide messenger RNA. RefSeq lists its product as uncharacterized. NCBI's taxonomy places the organism in Eukaryota, Metazoa, Cnidaria, Anthozoa, Scleractinia, Pocilloporidae. The record is from RefSeq and is a predicted model, not a curated record.
AUGGUAUUCUGCGCGGCGUUCGAUUGUAACAACGACUCGAGGUACACAACUGGUAUAUCCUACCAUUGCUUUCCGAGGGAUGAAGCUCUACGAUCACAGUGGCUGGCAAAGAUCUCACGAGCGGAUCUGGUCGUUUCGAAAAACUCCAGGCUGUGCUCAGAACAUUUUACACCUGACUGCUACGAACGAGACUUGAAAGCAGAAAUUCUUGGUUUGAAACCCAGAUCUACGCUAAAACCAGGUGCAAUACCCACGGUUUUUUCGCAUCGGAGACCAUCAAAAAGACCUCGACUUUCAUCGGAGAAACGUUCAGAAGAGAAAGUCAGGAAAGAAUAUAUAGCCUCUGUAACUGCACAAUCUAGUUGUAGAAUCGAAGAACAUGCAGCUUCAGCUUUAGAACAGCCUACACCUGUUGAUGUAGUGAAUUGUGGAGCAAGUACAUCAACCUCAGACAGCCCAUCAUAUCCAUUCCCACAUUAUUUAGGGCCUAAAAGCACGUUGGUUGAGUCACAAGCAGUGCAGGUGAAUUUUCCAAACAAGGGUGUGGAUUUUGGGAUCCAAGUCAAUCGUGGUCUCCAUUUAAUGAUGAAAUCUACUGACACCCAAGUCGAGGUUGAUGUUCCAGAAAGCAGCACCCAGACUGAAGAGGUAUUCCUUCCUGAAAUUGAAGAUAACAAGGAAGAAGCAACUGAAGCUGCUGCUUCCCCAGAAGUCUCUCCAAGAAAAGAUGACAUCUGCCUUCCCACAAAACAGGAAGAUUCAGAUGAUUAA